Messenger RNA from Mytilus trossulus (common blue mussel), 1712 nucleotides. RefSeq lists its product as uncharacterized. Lineage: Eukaryota; Metazoa; Mollusca; Bivalvia; Mytilida; Mytilidae. The record is from RefSeq and is a predicted model, not a curated record. Gene Ontology annotation, molecular function: nucleic acid binding. The transcript has 2 exons. Bases 1 to 1572 code for a protein of 523 amino acids.
AUGUUAAUAUUUCUGAAUAAUUUUUCUCUAUUUUCAGGUAUAAGCCUCAGUACAUUAAAGAGGAAGAUCGAGGCUUUGGAUCCAGUGCAGGAUGUUGUAAAGGCAGUCCACAAGUCAUCAAUACAGAAGCCUGGUCCAAAGCCUUGGAUCUUGGACGACUUUAACCGGAACGUUGUCAAAAGGACCAUCCAUGAUAUGUACCGGAAGAAACAGGUGGUGUCCAUGCCCCGUCUUCAUGAAGUCCUGAAAGAGAAAGACAUUACUGCAUCAUUGUCAACAGUAGUGAGAACAGUGAAGUCACUGGGUUUUCGGUUUUCCAAGAAAGGAUCGGGCCGACGUCAUGUCGUUGAGAGGGAUGAUGUUGUCGCUCUUCGUCACCAUUAUCUGCGUCAGAUACGUAAGUACAGGCAGCAAGAGCGUCAUAUUGUGUAUUUAGAUGAGACUUGGUUGAAUUCCAAUCAUGUAGUCAAAGGUGAUUGGCUGGAUGAACCUAGCACAUCCAUGUCAGUCUUUGAGCCACACUGUGAGGGCAGCGGGCGUUCUUUACCAUCUGGUAAAGGCACUCGUUUGAUAAUCCUAGAUGCUGGAUCUUCUCAAGAAGGCCUCAUCCCUGGUGUUGGCCUAAUCUUUGAGUCGAAAACCAGCAGCUCGGAUUAUCAUGAUGAAAUGAAUAGUGAACACUUCACAGAAUGGUUCAGAGACACGCUCAUCCCUAGACUAACUCCCCAGUCUGUAGUUGUAAUGGACAAUGCUCCAUAUCACAGCCACUUAGAUCCUGAGUCGAGGGCACCUUCUACAGGUGCUAAUAAACCAGGUAUCUCGGCAUGGUUGGAUAAGAACAAUGUUGAUUAUGACCCCAAAAUGAAAAAGACUGGGCUGCUUGAUUUGGUAAAUCAGCACAAGCCUCAGAAAAAAUAUGUGAUAGACGAACUUGCAAAAGCUCAUGGCCAUGUGGUUUUACGAUUACCCCCUUACCAUUGUGAGCUCAAUCCCAUUGAAAUGGUUUGGUCUGACUUGAAAGGCUUCGUAGCUAGAAAAAAUUCUACCUACAAAAUUAAAGAUUGUAAGAAGCUUUUUGAGGAGGCCAAGUCCCAUUUCAGUGCGGAGCGCUGGGCUAAAUUUGAGACUCAUGUGGUGAGGGAGUAUGAAGAAAAGCUCUGGCAGAUCGAUGGUCUCAGAGACAAGGCUCUUUCUCCAGUUAUUAUACACAUGACGGACGAUGAGACGGAUGACAGUCAGGCGACUAUUGUAUAUUGUCAGGAGGGGGGUACCGAUGACGAGGAAAUUGACAUGGACAUUGUUGACGGUUAUGUCUCUGAUACCAGCGAUCAGGCUGAUGUGAUUUUGUGUAAAAUUUGUCAUGACACUGAUCCGCCAGGACGUGUUCCCAAGCGAGACCGGGGAACACACAUUGAUUGGUUUCAGUGUGACACCUGUGAUCAGUGGCUGCAUAACAAAUGUUGCACAAAACCUGCCCUGGCGCAGAUAAUGUGUCCUCGGUGCUAUUCUCUUCUUCACCACCGAAAGCUCAGUGAAACACUGGUCUCACCACUGGAUGAUAUGGAGCAAUAAUGUCUUUCUUUAAUGUUGGUCAAAUGCAGUGCAUUUUUCCAUCAGUUUCAGGACUUCUGAAGAAUGGACAAUGUUAUAUCUGUGAUAAAAGCAUAUCUGUGAUAAAGACUAUAUUGUGAUAAAAGUAAAGCAUAUCUGUG